AUGAACUUGUCAAAACCAUUACUACUGCGGCUGAUCCGCCCAACACGACAGUUACAAUCAUCAAUACCUUUAAUAUCAUGUUCACGCCCGGAGAGUCUCCAAUUUCGAUCUCUUCAGACUGCAAAUCUGAACAUUAAACUCCAGCAACCUUGGAACAGGCUUCACAUACCACCACUCAAUGUAUCGCAUUUACAGAAACGCUUUCUUGAGACAGAAAAGCCACGAUACCCAACUUCGGUCUCUGAUACUGUCGGGGAAAUGAUGGAACGGGAAAGUAAAGAGUACAACAACAAGACUAUAGCUGCUCCAAUACUGUUUUCUGCUUUGGUGGUCGUGGUUUCCUUCGUUGUUGCUGCCAGUCUUAGAGAAGAGAAGGAAUACCAGCAAUCUAAGAAACUAUUACAAAGUCUGACCACUAAAAUGUCGGACGUUUGGGCCGUAUGGACUGGAGGACGACAAACUGUAGAUUUAGCUUCGAUGGGAGAUCCAAUAAGUAGAACUGCAGGCGGAUGGAAAGUUGGUGGUGUCUUUGAUCGUUACGCACCAUUUGAACUGAAACGAAUGGUGACGGUAGUCCGCACUGAAUGGUUGAAUUACGGCGCAUCGCGCCAACUGGUGUAUGAAAUAAUAGCGCUCAAUGCAUUGGUCUUUUUAGCGUGGCAGGUCAGGCCGUUGCAGCCCUUCAUGAUUAGGCAUUUUAUGCAUCAUCCUCAUUCAGGAAGGCUGCAUACUUUAGUGACGUCUGCGUUCUCCCAUCAGAAUGUCUUUCAUUUUGGGUUCAAUAUGAUGGCACUCGCUUCAUUCGGUCCGGCUGUUGUAUAUAACGAUCUGGGCUCUCGUGAACACUGGCUGGCUUUCUAUAUAUCGGCUGCUGUACUAUCAGGCUUAGGGUCUCACCUUUACACAAUCCUCGGAGCUCGUGCCGCACUACCUAGUCUUGGAGCAUCUGGGGCUAUAUUCGGUUUAUUUGCUGGCACGGCAUAUCUCAAACCAGAAAUGGGAGUCAGAGUCGCCUUCUUGCCGUACAGGUUUGAACUAGGAGAUGUGCUUCCAGUACUGGUACUUCUAGACGCUGUUGGACUGGUGCGGGGCUGGGCAUUCUUUGAUCAUGCGGCGCAUCUCUCCGGUGCAGCCUUCGGAUUCUGGUAUUCAGCACGCCAACUAUACUCGAUCGUCUCAGAUGUAUCUUCGUAUCGCCAUUUCGUGCCGUGGUGUGUCUCAUCACGGGUAAUAUCGUCUCGAGAAGUCGCAUAUCAGCCAGUAUCGCCAAUACCUGGUGUAGUAGGCCGUCGUGAAACAACCGCAGCAGGAGGAUGGAAAAAGAAUCUGUUACGAGCUGAAGUUGGUGUUGGAUUUGAUGCAUUUAAUGAGACUUAUAUAAGUGAUGUUACGUGUUUACCGUAUUGGAAGGUUGAGGCAGUGUCAUCAGACUCAACGCUAUUCAAAACACUGAACACGACAUGGAGAUUCACAUCUGCUACACCAUAUACAUCGCCGUCCACACUACCAUUACCUUCUAAUAGCAAGGCAUUUGCACCACUUCCCCGUGAUAAUACUCCACACGACUAUCCAGCAUGUUGGGUAGAUUUUUAUAUCGCAUUUGAAUUCACAUCGCCGUUAUACGCAACUAUAGCCAUGGCCUUUUUUGAUGAUGCUUGUAAGAAGAUGGUUAAGGCCUUUGAGAAGAGGGCUGAGGAAAAGUAUGGAGAAGCUUCAAAGCUGGCUAGAUAG
Molecule: messenger RNA, 1731 nt
Organism: Synchytrium microbalum
Lineage: Eukaryota; Fungi; Chytridiomycota; Chytridiomycetes; Synchytriales; Synchytriaceae
Exons: 6
Coding region: 1-1731 (576 amino acids)
Biological process (GO): cellular respiration; ubiquinone biosynthetic process
Cellular component (GO): membrane
Molecular function (GO): serine-type endopeptidase activity; ubiquinone binding
Source: RefSeq, a predicted model, not a curated record